Molecule: messenger RNA, 1697 nt
Organism: Dreissena polymorpha
Lineage: Eukaryota; Metazoa; Mollusca; Bivalvia; Myida; Dreissenidae
Exons: 7
Coding region: 248-1348 (366 amino acids)
Source: RefSeq, a predicted model, not a curated record
AACUCCUAGAAAUUCAGUUUUAACAUACCAGUAUUUAUAUGAGAUUAGAUACAUACGCUAACGAACAAAAAUGAAAUUACGCAUAAAUUCAAAUACACACGUCAAAUAUCGAUUUGUACAGACAACUCAAUAAAUAGAUCGCAUAGCGCGAAGUUUUAUCUCUUACAGCAGAGUAGUGGGCGCUCUUAAGGUAACUAGGAAGUAAAUUACCUGUAAAUUGAUCUUUAUGUAAAUAACACAUAACAAAAUGGAGCAAAGCAAAAUUAAUUUGUUUUUAGAAUACUUGAUAUCGCGUAAUACCAAAGAGGCGGUUGAUAAAACUGAUGUGAAAUUAAUAGAGGCACAGAGAGAGUUGGAAGUUUUGGAACAAAACAAGGAAAUAAUUUCGCAACGUGUGCCAAACAUUGAAGAACAUGUGAAAACCCUAGAUAAAAUAAUAAACCUGUCCAAAGCUUAUGGCAGUAUCAAUUCAGCUAAAUCGUGGGCAAAAAGUGCAGUGAUUUCUUUAUGUCCAGACAUCGAACUUUCUUUAAAGGAAAUACGUGCUCAGCAAUCUUCUGGGUACACGGUGGAAAGAGAAACACGUAACAAGGUGAAAGACAACGGUAAUGGCAGCACCGCUGAACUUCUGGAGAAAAGGUAUGGAUUACACCAUGCGUGGUGCAGUGGUAGGGCUAUUGAUUCCAGAGUUCCAGAGGUCCCGGGUUCCAAUGCAGGCAGAAAAGCAGGUAUAGCUCUCGUCCAUGACAAUCCAGAUAUUACGGACUUGAGUGACCCAAACAGACCCACGAAAAUAGCCGAGCGCUGGUCCGAGCUUUAUGACAAUGAAUGGACCGAUGCUUUUGAGGAAGAGGUUCGCAGUCGUAAAGUAGACGAGAAGGAAGUAAUCAAAGAUCUUUUGGAGGUCGUCAAGUUAGCAUACCAAUUCUGCACCGAAAAAGCCGCGGGCGAAAUCAAGAAGUCGGCCGAAGCUGUUGAUCAUUUCCGUAAGACAGAGGCUCGCACUAAAAUACACCGGCUCCAGAAGGUGUUCUUGAAAGAUUCAAAAGCCAAAUUAGUGAAGCAUGGUCCAACAGCAAAAUCAAAAGAGUUCAUUAACAAGUGCGUUGAGCUCUGUUGGUGGAUGUGCAUACAAGAACGUCCAGUGUACAUAUGCAGCAUUGAUGACGGAGAGAACGCUGACUUCUACCGAGCUUACACAAAGUCCGGGUCCCAGCUUGACUACAUUGUGUGGCCGGCAUUGAAGUUGUACAAGGGCGAUCCUUUAUCAUACAGUGGGGUCGAAACCAACUUAAAGUUGUACAAGGACGGUCCUUUAUUAUACCGUGGGGUAGCACAAUUCAAGUGACGAUCGUAGUAAAAAAAAUCCUGAUUUAUAACAUGUCCAUUGAGUUUAUAAUAACAGCUGAACUUGAAGUUGUGUCUGACUGCAGACUUCUUCUUAAGACUCUUUAUAAUAACAGUGUGUCGUAAAGCUUUAACUUUCAUAAUCGUAAGAUAUAUGGACAUAUGCACACUGAUAAUCAUUCAAGGAAAAUCGGACGGGGACUUACUAAUUAUUUGAGGCUUAUCAAAUUACUUAUAUACCAGCUCACACUUUCUUUUUCCGUUUAAGUUAAUGUUAUUGAAAUGUUUCAACUGGAGAAGAAUUAACUAACUGCUUUGUUUUAGAAACAUAAUAAAAGUACUCAAUCGCA